Nilaparvata lugens (brown planthopper) is the source of this 940-nucleotide messenger RNA. RefSeq lists its product as uncharacterized. The transcript is spliced from 5 exons. Lineage: Eukaryota; Metazoa; Arthropoda; Insecta; Hemiptera; Delphacidae. The record is from RefSeq and is a predicted model, not a curated record. Bases 53 to 730 code for a protein of 225 amino acids.
ACAGAGAUUGUCAAGUUCAUAAUUUUUGUACUGAGAGCCCAAUUUCUUGAAGAUGUAUCACAAUGGACAUUUAGUGCUCACGAUUUGCGUCGUCAUGUAUUUUAGUAUUUUAAGUAAUGUGGUAGAUGCUUCUCAUACCAGUAUGACCAUGAGGCGUGCAAGGACUAUGACUAACUGGGUCUACUUCAAAGUACCUAGGAUUGAAGCUCUAGUUGUGAAAGUGCAGGGUCGAGCAUUGCAUCCUGGAGAUAUGAGCUGCUGGAAAAAUCUUAUGUCUCUCGCUGAAUUUUCUUCUGGUUUUCUUGUCUAUUUUCCCACUGCGAGAAAAGGGUCAACUUACAGUCUAAUCAUCUAUUCUGAUGUUGAAGUAUUCUAUGUGAGAUACGGAAUUGUGGCAGAAAGCGUUUUUCGAGGAGUUAAAGGUCCAGAUAGCUCUGUCAACAGUCUACUCGUGAAUUUCUUUGGUUUCAAGAAAAUUCAUGUGACACUAUUUGAAGAGAAUCCACAAAGGCCUUUGAGACUGCUUGAUCCGAGUAGCUUGAGAGUUGGUUUUGGAUUGCAUGCACUGGAGACGUUGGUUAGCAACACGUUUGGUAUUGCUGGCAAAUUAUGCAUGGAACUUCUUGCAGAUGGAUAUAAGGUCACUUCAAGGCCAAGAACAAUCAACCAUGAGUACCAGAAGAGUAUAGAUACAUUGGGCAAUGGAUGGUUUUCACCGCGUCAAGAGUAACUUUUCAACUUAGCUUUGGGACGCCGAGAAAAAUUGUAAUCAAAUAAAAUAAAACUAUUAUCGGAUAUUGAAGAAUGAGUAUUGUAUGAUAAUGUAUCAGAAAUAGAUGAUGAGAUAUAUUCCUUUAAUAUGUGAAUAUUAUAGUUAUUAUUUAACGAAAAUCCUAAAUAAAUGCUGUAAAUCACCCCGAAGACUUCUGCUACUGCAGAC